AUGGAACUGGCGGAAAAGGUGGCCCAGAACCUUCCGCUGACGAACUUUGCCAUCUGUUCGGCUGUCAGCCACAUGAAUAAUAUGUCCGGCAUGGAUGCAGCCUACGCCGAGGCCUUUAUCGGUGGCAUUGUGAACACCCAGCCCGCCGCGCCCGUGAUAUAUGGCGAUUUCCAGCGCAGCUGGUCCGAAACCGCUGCGCGUAUUCGCGCGGUUGCUGGUGGUCUAGUCGGACUUGGUGUGCAAAAGAGUGAUACGGUUUCAGUUCUUUGUCCAAACAUCCCUGAGUUGUUCGAGUUGCAUUUUGCCCUGCCUCUGACAGGUGCUGUGCUUAAUACGCUCAACACACGGCUGGAACCUGGAACCAUCGCCUACAUUCUGGAUCAUGCGGACACCAAACUAGUGAUCGUGGAUCGCGAAUUAGUCCCUCUGUUGUACAAGGCGUUCGAUUUGUUGGGCCGGUCGCUGCCAGUCGUUGAGAUAGUCGAUCCGGCGGUCACAGUCGAAGCGGUGCUGUACCGUCACGAGGCCGUUCAGGCCGCCGCUGUUGUUGCCAUGGCGCAUGAAAAAUGGGGUGAGGUGCCGUGCGCCUUUGUCGAAUUGCGCGAGGGUUCUGUGGUAACUGCCGACGACAUCAUCGCCUUUUGCCGCGCACAACUGGCGGGCUUCAAAGCCCCCAAGGCCGUCAUAUUCGAAACCCUACCCAAAACCUCAACCG
Molecule: messenger RNA, 715 nt
Organism: Amphibalanus amphitrite
Lineage: Eukaryota; Metazoa; Arthropoda; Thecostraca; Balanomorpha; Balanidae
Product: butanoate--CoA ligase AAE1-like
Exons: 3
Source: RefSeq, a predicted model, not a curated record